AAGCAAAGAGCCUGUUGCUUUCGGCGUUCGACCGCCUGUUGUCCCAGAUCUAACGAUGCGGUGUUGCUUUCAGGCGGAUUAGAGAGUAGUGCAUUGUCCAGCAGGUAGACCAGAAUUGAACACAGUAUUCGAAGAGUGGCAACAUCGAUGUCCUGUACAGCUACAACAUGAUCUCCCAACUCCAAUAAUCAAUGUACUAACCAAUAAAGAUUGGAGAGCACGUUUGUAGAAAGUCGCACAGAAACUGGGCUGUAUUUUGAAUCGGAGGAUUUCCAAGAAUAUGCUGAUGCCGCAGAAUGGAGCUGAGGAACCUACUCCUGCGGCAUUCUGUCGCCAUGUGGCUGCUUUUACAAAGCUUUGUCCUGAUGACCUUUUGCUUUAACUCAGCGACAACAUGCCCGAAAGGCUGUUACUGUGCAGAACCGGAGAAGAAAUUAAUUGUCCGCUGCAGUGACAUGCACCUGAGGGAGGUCCCCAAGGACAUUCCAAAUAAUACUUGGAAGCUGUACCUUGAUUCCAACCAAAUAACGUCUAUUCCACGUGAUGUUUUCAAGGAUCUGCGGGAUCUGGAGGAACUGGAUUUGUCCAAUAAUGCCAUUCAGCACUUGGAGACUGGGGCAUUCCGUGGUCUAAAUGAAAGCCUGAAGAUUCUGAAUCUCUCACACAACAAACUGGAAACUGUGAAUGAGGACGUGUUCAGCAAACUGAAAGCAAGUAUAAAACUCUCAGGCAAUCCCUGGUUCUGUGACUGCAGGCUGCAGGAAAUGAUUAAGACGGUGAACAUUAAGAUUGGGUUGUCCAACGACAUCAUUUGCGCGACUGCCUACCCAGAGGAGCACGCCAAGAAGUCUUUCCUGGAGGUCGCGCACCACGUGAACUUCUGUAACGUUCACAAAAAGACCACCGACGUGGCAAUGCUGAUCACCAUGUUCGGCUGGUUCACCAUGGUCAUCUCCUACCUGGUGUACUACGUGAGACAGAAUCAAGAAGAUGCAAGACGACACCUUGAGUACUUGAAGUCACUGCCCAGCAAGCAGAGGAAGUCAGAGGCCUCCUCCACCAUUAGCACAGUGGUGUAACAUGACUUGCUGAGAGGUAAAUUCUGGGGUUGCAAGAAGAAAGAAGAAUGAAACCCACUGGUUCAAGAUCCGUGACGCUGUAAAGAUCCAACUGGGACGAGUCAGCAUUUGGAAACCCAGUGGACCACAACUCUGGCGCCCAUCCUCCCUCACAAAACUCUCAUGUGGAAAAAAUAGGGUCGCCAGAAGUAAUUAGUAUUGAAAUGCUAACCUUCUGCUCGGUAUUGUACUGAGGUUGAGGUCACAGUCAAGUCUACCCGCUAAUAUGAAAAAUACUGUUAUCGCCUUAUGCUGUUGAAAACUAAGGAAUGAGCCAGUAACAGGAGGAGAAUAAGCCUGUUUUCAAUGUCUUCUGAAGGACUAUUCUUCCAUUUGAGUCAGCCAAGGUUUAGCUCCUUCUUAGUGUCUGUCUUUCAUUCCUUCUGUUACGAAGCAUCCCUGGGUUUUGGAGGUCUGUGUCCAGCUCAUACUACUCCAUAGUGAUUUUGACAGUUUGCAGACCUAAUAACUGAGAGAGUGAUACACGGGGCAGGAAAGUGUUUUGCUGGCCGAAUCAGAGGGACUCAUUUCAAGUUGAGGACAAUGGUGCCGUACUUCCUCAAAACCUAUGUUGCAUCAGUUAUGGUUCAAAAUAUCCCGUAUCACAGCAUGCAGAUUUGGUUGAAUAAUGUGGGCCCACAGCCAACGUGUAGAGCGUCUAAACUGACAAGGGCAAUCAGGAGUUGCUUGUGCAUAAAUCCUGUAUUUGCCUUCUGUUCGAAGUUCUGUAAUGGGGGGUGGAGAUGCAGGGAAGAGAACUGGCUCAGUGAUGGUGCAGCAAUUGGAGCAGUACCUUCUCAGGAGCUUGUUUGUAAUCAGUGUCAUUUUCUCCACUAACUGCUUUGUGCUCCCUUGCUUAAAGAGCUAUGCUGACUGAGUACUGUUUACAAUUGAGCUCCCUGUUGCACUGACUUGCCUGCUCUAUUUUUUUGCUUAUGUCCACACUCUCGUGUUCAUUGGCAAUGCUUGAGGGGCUCACUGGGCACCAGUGGGGUAGUGUUGGCGAACUGGCGUGCAUCAUCAACCCUCUGGGAUGUUAUUUAUAUUUUUCCUAGUUUAUAGUGGUGUCCCCCUCAGUUGGGGGCACUUUCCUUUUAGUUGAUUUUAAAAAAAGAGAAAUUUGAUUGCCCAUUAUAAAGGAAGUAGAAUUGUGCUCCUUAGCCACAAAUCAACUACAGCAAAUUUUUCUUUCUUACCUGGGGCUCAGGGUGAAAGUUGCACCAUCACGGACGGUUCAUGUUGGAAAGCAAGGCAUUUAUACAAAUCUGCUUUGUUGGGAUUAGCUGUAUCUGCAUCCUAUAAGACCAAAUGCCACAAUACCAAUUCCUGCCAUUAAGUGAUUGGAUUGAUGCUUCACUAGUGCAGGAUAGAAGAGUAAGUUAAGCCUGAGCAGCCAUGUGCAAUUUGGCCUUUCAGCUAAAUAACCCAGUGAGACUCAGCUUGCUGAAGUUAUAUUCGGAAUGAAUUAUAAUUUCAAAUCUUUGAUCUAUUUCGAUUCCAAGGCUUCUUGGGAACCCAGACUGAGAUUGCCCAGUCAACCCAGGUGCCUUAAUUUGCCUCUCUUGAUAGUAAUAUUUCUAACAUUGGUGUACCAGUCAUAAGGGCACACAGGACAUUACAGCCAUGAUAAUGAUUUGGGUCGGGCAUUAUCGGCAUGGACUGGUGAAUGGAAAUUCCUGUUUGACAAAUUUAUUGGUGUUUUUGUGACGAUGUUACUAACACAAUUGAUAAAGGGACUCUUAACAUUCCUUUUGAGAGGGCCACAAUAUCAGAGCAUGGAUGAACUACAGAGGCUGUACAAGGCUCUGGUCAGACAGCAUUUGGAAUAUUGUGAGUGGUUUUGGGACCCCUAUUUAAGGAAGGAUGUGCUGGCUUUGGAGGGGCUGCAGUAGAGGUUUACAUGAAUGAUCCCAGGAUGAACAGCUUGUCAUAUAUGGUGCGGUUAAGGACUCUGAAUCUCUACUCAUUGGAGUUUGGAAGGAUGAGGAGGGAGAUCUGAUUGAAACUCACAGAAUACUGAGAGACCUGGAUAGAGUGGACAUAGAAAUGAUGUUUCUGCUAGUAGGGGAGAAAAGGACCUGAGAGCACAGCAUAGGGGGAAGCAAUGACUCUUUAGAAUUGAGAUGAGGAAGAAUUUCUUCAGCCACAGAGUGGUGAAUCUGUGGAACUCAUUAUCACAGAGGGCUGUGGAGGCCAAGUAAUCUAGUGUAUUUAAGACAAAGAUGGAUAGGUUCUUGGUUAGUGACGGGAUCAAAGGUUACAGGGAGAAGGCAGAAGAAUGGGGUUGAGAAAUACAUCAGCCAUGAUCAAAUGGUGAAGCAGACUUGUCAGGCUGAAUGUUCGUAUGGAUGUUGUAUACUUCGAUUUUCAGGAGAUUUUUCAUAUUGUUCCUACAGGAGACUGGUUAGAAGGAUUAAAAGCACAUGACAAGAAGGGAAUGUGCUGGUAUAGGUUGGCUAACAGACAGAGUGUGAGAGUAAAUGGGUCUUUCUGGAAUUGGCAAGCUUAACUAGUGGGAUACGGGAAAGAUCAGUGCUUGGUCCCCAGCCAUUCACAAUAUAUGCCAAUGAUUUGGAGGAAGGGACCAAAUGCAAUAUUUUCAAAUUUUUAGAUGAUACAAAACUAAGUGGGAAUGUGUGUUAUGAGGAAUAUAUAAAGCAGAUUCAGGAGGGUUUGGGCAGGCUUAGUAAGUGAGCAAGAACAUCGCAGACAAAAUAUAAUGUGAAAAAUGAGAGGAUAUUUACUUUGGCAGAGAGGAAUAGAUGUGCAGAAAGUUUCCUAAAUAGUAAGAGGUUGGAAAGUGUAGAUGUGGGUGUUCUUGGUAAGUAACAGAAGUCUAAUAUUCAGGAGCAGCAAGCUAUUAGGAGAGUUAAUGGAACGUUAGUCUUUAUUGCAAGAGGAUUUGAAUACAGGAGUAGUGAUGUCUUGCUUCACUGUUAUAGGAGCUCAGUUAGACCGCACCUGGAGGACCGUGUGCAGUUUUGGUUUCCUUCUCUCAAGGAAAGAUAUUAUUCCCAUGGAGAGAGAACAAUAAGGUUCCCCUGACUUGUUCCUGACUAUUCUGUGAAGAAAGGUUUGGAAAACUGAACUUGUGUUCUCUACAGUAUUGAAGAAUGAGAGGGCAUCUCAUUACAACCUACAAAAUCAUUAAAGGGAUAGACAGGGUAAAUGCAGGUAAGAUGUUUCCUAUGGCUAGCGAAUCAAAAACUUGGGGCACAAUUUAAAAUUAAGAGGGAUACCACAUCGGUCUGAACUGAGAAGAAAUAAUUUUAGCGAGAAUGUUGUGAACCCUUGGAAAUCUGUACCAAAGAGGGCUGUGGAAGCUUGGUAUGUUUCUGGUAGAAACUGAUAGAUUUUUGAUUAUAGUGGUGUUCGGUGUUAUGGGGAUGGGGUGGAUAAAAGGCAUUCAAAUGUUGAUCAUAUUCAACAGUAGGACAAUCUCGAUGGGCUGAAGGACUUCCUCCUGUUCCUAUGUUCCUGUAGCAAUUUCUCAAAACAGCAUGUUUAAAUUAAUUAUUACAGUUAAGGCAUUGGCUCUGAUGCCAAAUUGGAAACAUCUCUGCUGAGCACAUUGCAAGGAAAGACAGUGAGUGUCAUGUCAAAUGAGGCAAUGUAAGGUUGUUGAAAACUUUUGAAGAUGGAAUGGUUCACUGACUUCACCAAGGCUGGUCUCCUGAGACAACUGCCGAGAUACUGAGCUCAAAAGUUUAGCCAUGCCAUUGAGUCCUGGAGAAAUCCCCUUGAACUCAAAGCUGGAAUGAACACUUUACACCUGAAAUAAUGGGAACUGCAGAUGCUGGAGAAUCCAAGAUAAUAAAAUGUGAGGCUGGAUGAACACAGCAGGCCAAGCAGCAUCUCAG
Molecule: messenger RNA, 4978 nt
Organism: Stegostoma tigrinum
Lineage: Eukaryota; Metazoa; Chordata; Chondrichthyes; Orectolobiformes; Stegostomatidae
Gene: lrrc3ca
Product: leucine rich repeat containing 3Ca
Exons: 3
Coding region: 297-1079 (260 amino acids)
Molecular function (GO): protein binding
Source: RefSeq, a predicted model, not a curated record